AUGGACCUCUACCGGUGGAGGGAGGGAUCCGUUUCCCAGUUCGAUCGCUUUUGUGACAUUGAAGAAUCAGUGCAGGCGAUCGCUCCCGUCGAGUCCUGUGAGUCCUCGUGCAUCACGAUAUUCGAGCCUCAGUAUUUUGGCGGAUUGAGAUCUCCUCAUCGCCCCUAUCUAUUCUUGCGCGGAUGUUCUUCGAGACUUUUGUCUGCGAUGGAAUCACCACCGCGUGAAGUUGACUUUCUUCAUCGUGCUGCUAUCUGUGUUAGCUUACCACUAUCUCAGAUUUACCCGAGGGUCUACACUAAUGAAGUUGUUGAGGUGUGUUCAUGCGUCAUGAACGGGUGUAACUUCCGGGUCCAGCCCAACACGUCGCCUCAAAUGUACUUCUCUCUACUGGUAGUUAUUGUUCAUAUUAACGUGUUCUUGUGA
Molecule: messenger RNA, 426 nt
Organism: Ostertagia ostertagi
Lineage: Eukaryota; Metazoa; Nematoda; Chromadorea; Rhabditida; Trichostrongylidae
Source: the annotation of a GenBank genome assembly